Molecule: messenger RNA, 2097 nt
Organism: Sinocyclocheilus rhinocerous
Lineage: Eukaryota; Metazoa; Chordata; Actinopteri; Cypriniformes; Cyprinidae
Product: ubiquitin-conjugating enzyme E2 K-like
Exons: 5
Coding region: 44-493 (149 amino acids)
Molecular function (GO): protein binding
Source: RefSeq, a predicted model, not a curated record
AGAGCGAGAGAGAGAGAGAGAGAGAGAGAGAGAGAGAUCAGCCAUGGCAAAUAUCGCUGUGCAGAGGAUCAAGCGAGAGUUCAAAGAAGUGCUGAAAAGCGAAGAGGUGCGGUUUAUUACUAAGAUCUGGCAUCCCAAUAUAAGUUCAGUUACCGGGGCGAUAUGUUUGGACAUUUUAAAAGACCAGUGGGCCGCUGCUAUGACUCUGCGAACAGUUCUGCUCUCACUACAGGCUCUUUUAGCUGCAGCAGAGCCAGAUGAUCCUCAAGACGCUGUGGUAGCCAAUCAGUACAAGCAGAAUCCAGACAUGUUCAAACAAACCGCUCGUCUCUGGUCUCACGUUUACGCUGGUGCACCCGUGUCCAGUCCUGAGUACACGCGCAAAAUAGACAAACUCUGUGCUAUGGGCUUUGACAAAAAUGCAGUAAUAGUAGCCUUGUCCUCAAAAUCAUGGGACGUGGAGACCGCGACAGAGCUGCUACUAAGCAACUGAUCAUCUAGUUCUCUUUAUCAGGCCAUGUUUUCCUCAAACUCUCCUGCUUCGUGACCCAUCGCUCCCACACGUGCAUCACCCGUCUCGGUUUGUGUUCAGAAUGAAUGUUUGGGGAAGAGGCAGCACUGAAUCAUCUUCUGUCCGUCUUAACAAAUCUUCACGUCCCUUGUCUUGUCUUUUUCCCCCUUAAAUUUUUUUUUUGCCUUGCUAGAAUCAUUUUCCUUCUUAAAUUUAGGCUGUCACUUACUUUUUAAAGAAACCCAACAAAGACGAAGCCUCCGUCACUGUCAUUUCAUGCUAAAAAAAAACACCUGCGUCUGUGAAACAAUGUCAGUAUAUGUAAAUUAGUAUAUUUAAGGUUGUGUACAUUUAAAAGGCAAAAUAGCAGGAAUGUUUUUUUUUUGGUAUACCAUAAAAAUACGGUUUGGGAUAUGUGUAUUUGAAUGGGAUAUUUAGCAUAUAAAAACAAAAAUCUGAGAUUAAUAAUACCCCCUUCUAUUUGAUGCUCUCUUACAAUGAACAAAUGUGUUUUUAUUUGCUCAUUUGAUUAUUUUAAGGUUUCUUUCGGCUUUCCUCUGCACUAAUCUGUCUGUGUAGUAGUUGAUAUGGCCAGAUGACAUGGUGUUAUUUUGUGAGCGCAGACAAACUUACUGGGUGAAGUGCUACAUAUUUUUUUUUUUUAACAAAAGGAAGAUUGGCGUUUCUCACUUUUCCCUCUUUUUGAAAAGGUGUGGGAUUGAUGGUCACAAACCCUUUCUUUUUCUUUUCAAGGCAGCUGUAAGGUUUGCAACUUGAUAAUGGACCGAUACACCUCGAGUUGCCUAAUUUUUUUAGUUUUUUGAAGAAUGUAUUGUAUGAAACAACUUGCAUUGAAGUGUAAACAUUUUGUACAUUUACAGAUGAGAAAGUUUAGACAUGAGAGUUUCUGUUCUCUUAUAACGAUUGGCUUUUUUGUGGAACAAUCAAUACGGUUCAGUUUGGCAUUGGUGCAGAACUUUAAAAGGGUCUCCGAGUGUGAGGUGGGCUGCGUUUCUUAUCAUACCAAAAUUGUAUUCAGAUUUCCAUUCACAGGAUACAGAUAUAAAUUCGUAUUUCCCCCAUAACCAAUGUUGGAAGCAUGAAUCGAACAGCUAGAGUUUUUUUAGUCUACAACGAUGCUUCAGAGCAAACAGGCCAAGCACGAGUACUGCCACACAAUGCUUUGUGAGCCUGUUUUUACCUAGUGUUCUCUUCUUUUCUUACAUGGGUGAAUUGUUAAGUGUCUAUUCUCCCUUUGCUAACAUUCCCAUAUAGAAUCUGUUUUCAAAAUGCCCCCACGUUCACAGCUAGUUGCUUUCGAACACCACCUUCCUCAUGUACAUACAGCCAAGUUUUUUGGGGGGAUAAAGUACUGUUCAUCUCUAGAAUGCACCAUCGAUGGCUGGAUUUAUAUUUUGUAUGAAAAUCAAAAAUGAAACCAAAAACAAAAAGACUGUCUUCCUGUAGUGAUCACCUUGUUCAAUAUAUUGCACGAAGAAGUGAAUUAAAGGACAAAAACUUCUGUCAAAGGAGAAAUGCAGGUCACGGGCUCUGGCUUUAGUCACUUUAAGCUUCUUUACAAAACA